This is a messenger RNA of Leucoraja erinaceus (little skate), 1095 nucleotides long. Its product is annotated as centrosome-associated protein ALMS1-like. The transcript has 8 exons. Bases 1 to 1017 code for a protein of 338 amino acids. Lineage: Eukaryota; Metazoa; Chordata; Chondrichthyes; Rajiformes; Rajidae. Gene Ontology annotation, cellular component: centrosome; cytosol; centriole. The record is from RefSeq and is a predicted model, not a curated record. Gene Ontology annotation, biological process: regulation of centriole replication.
AUGCGAGCCCCGCGGGGGCUGGACGAGGUUUGGCGCCUUUCAUGGUCCCUGGUGUCUCAGCCGACCAACCCCCGCCCUCCCCCGCUCCUCGUCCACCACGUCAGACUCUGUGGCCGCUCGGGCCCCCCCGCCGUCCCACCGUCCAGGUGGUCACCAGGAGGGGCGUCCACGCAGGAAAACACGGUUGGAAACCAGGGAGUGCAGGCAGGUUCCCUGGAGAUCGUCCCGGAGGCCACCAGGAGGCACACCCGAGAUGUGGGAGUGACCUUCCCUUCCCCCGACUCUGACGUCAGCCUGCACAAAGGGGGCGAGCAGCGGGACCGCACGGACACCUGGCCCAGGGGCAAGGGCAGAGGCAGCUCCCUCGGCAACAAGCCCAGCAAACGCAACCCAGCCGUGGCCUGGUACAUCCCUGCCGUCGAGCUGCAGGAGGACUGGAGGAAGGAGAAUGUUCCAGAGCCCAGGCAGCGUUGGUGCGAGGCUUGGGGCAGGCGGGACGAGGUCCCCCGCCGCUGGAGAGAGCCCCUACGACAGAGACAACUCCAGGAGGCCUGGAGUAGCGAGGAUGGCCAUGAGCAGCAGGGGGGCUGGGCCCCAAGGAAGACCAUCUCCUCCCUCGUACCCAUCUCCCUCGGGGAUGCGCUGAACAUGAACCGGCCCUGGUUCAUCUCUCACUCCCGGGAGCGGGUGCGUCGCUUGGCCCUGCUGAAGGAGGAGAGGAAGUUCCAGAACCACCUGCAGAGCGAGAGAGACCAGCUCUUCAACCGGCCCCCGGCACAGGGCCACCAGCAGCGCAGGGGCCCGCAGCCAGAUGACCCUGUUUUCUACAAGAAGAAGAUUUCCAGGCAUGAGAUGUGGGAUCGCUCCAAGCGGCUGUACGAGCAGCUUCCUGAGGUGACCAGGCGGAAGGAGGAGGAGAAGCGCAGGUCUGAGUCCAGGAGCAACAGGCUGCGGGCUCAGCUCUACAAACAGAAAAUCACCAACCGUGUCCUGGGGAGGAAGGUGUCCUGGCAGUGAGUGCCGCAGAGACACGCACUGCAUCUCACUCUCCUCUGUGCCGCCAGCUUCAAUGUAAAUAAAGAAGUAUUUAAAUAC